AUGCUUUCCUAUUUUCGAAACCUCAUCCCAUUGAGUCCAUUCAUCGCUCCCUCCAUAAAUUCAACCAUCCAGCCCCCCUCUUCCCCAGUCCCCGCCGCCUCCACCACCCAACCCACCCUCUCCCCCAUCUCAAACAUCCAAGGCCAUGCCUACAACCGCUUCAUCCAAAUAUGGCUCGAAAACACCGACUUCGCCCUCGCCGCCGGUGACCCCAACAUCGCCUGGCUCUCCACCCACGGCAUCUCUCUCACAAAUUACUGGGCCCUCACCCACCCCUCCCAGCCCAACUACCUCGCCGCCGUCUCGGGUGACCACUUCGGCCUCGACAGCGACGACUAUAUCUCCGUCCCCUCCAACAUCCCCAUCGUCGCCGAUCUCCUCGACACCAAGGGGAUCGCGUGGGGCGAGUACCAAGAAGACAUGCCAUACGCAGGCUUCAAGGGCAUCGAGUACAACAACCAGCACACCGGCGCGAACGCCUACGUGCGGAAGCACAACCCACUCGUGCUAUUUGAGUCUGUGACGCAGAACGCGACGCGGCUGUCCUUGAUGAAGAGCUUCACGUCUUUCGCUGCAGACCUCGCGGCCGGGACGCUCCCGCAGUGGGCGUUUGUGACCCCGAACAUGACGAAUGACGGGCAUGAUACUUCCAUUACCACUGCGGGACUGUGGGCACGAAGCUUCCUGGAACCUCUUCUUAACAACGCGUAUUUCAUGAACGACACGCUUGUCCUCCUUACUUUCGAUGAGAAUGAGCACUACGAGACGCCUAACAAGGUUUUCUCGCUCUUACUCGGCGGCGCGGUGCCGGAGUCAUUAAAAGGGUUAAUGGACAAUACGUUCUAUACCCACUACAGCGCCCUCUCGUCUCUGGAAGCGAACUUCGACCUCCCUUCCCUCGGCCGCUGGGACUGCGGCGCCAACAUAUUCGAACUCGUCGCCAAGAAAACCGGGUACGCGAAUUACGCGGUUGAUACGACGAAUCUGUGGUUUAGUAGCUCGUACCCCGGGCCGUUGUCUCCGAUGGAUGCGAAGGCGUGGCCCGCGCCUAAUACGAAUGCGAAGUGUGCUGCGGGAAACGGAGUGUUGGAGAAGGUGAUGAGCGUAUGGGGGAGGGUUGAUGGAAGCUUGCACUAUGCGGAUCCGUAUCCGCAUGAUGAUGGGUUGGGGGCGAACGCGAGCGUGAGCAGGUUGCCUACUCCUAGCCAGAUGGCGCCGUCGACGAAUUUAGUGCAGAGUGGGACUGCGAGCGGCCCGAGUCCGACCGCAACAGAGACGACGGGUUUGGUGCAGAGUGGCACUCAGCUUAGUCCUAGUCAGACGGUACCAGAUACGACGGGGACAGCGCCGGGUGGGACUCUGCCUAGUUCUGCCGGUGCGUCAGUUAUGUACACUGCGGGAGCUGUGACAAUGGAUCUGGGAGCGGCUUGGUGUUGGGACUGGACUCUGGCUGCCUUGGGGUUGAUGGCUGGAUUCUUGUAGACCAAGAAGGAUGACUCGGGAUUAUUGAAGAUAUAAUAGAAAAGAGUUCAACAUCAC
This is a messenger RNA of Mytilinidion resinicola, 1539 nucleotides long. Its product is annotated as phosphoesterase-domain-containing protein. Lineage: Eukaryota; Fungi; Ascomycota; Dothideomycetes; Mytilinidiales; Mytilinidiaceae. The record is from RefSeq and is a predicted model, not a curated record. The coding region runs from base 1 to 1482 and encodes 493 amino acids. Gene Ontology annotation, biological process: phospholipid catabolic process. The transcript has a single exon. Gene Ontology annotation, molecular function: hydrolase activity, acting on ester bonds.